UAAGUGAAUCUUUUGAUAAUGAAUGUAGUGAUGGUAAUGAGAAGAGUUUGCUUGCUGGUCCUAGCCAAUCUUAUCAAGAACAUGGGGGUGAUGAAAAUAAUGACAAUGCACAAAGUGAACAAAACGAACAAAGCAAACAAA
This is a messenger RNA of Dentiscutata erythropus, 141 nucleotides long. The record is from the annotation of a GenBank genome assembly. NCBI's taxonomy places the organism in Eukaryota, Fungi, Glomeromycota, Glomeromycetes, Diversisporales, Gigasporaceae.